Messenger RNA from Sitophilus oryzae (rice weevil), 1819 nucleotides. Its product is annotated as serine protease inhibitor 27A-like. The transcript is spliced from 8 exons. The record is from RefSeq and is a predicted model, not a curated record. Bases 137 to 1552 code for a protein of 471 amino acids. Gene Ontology annotation, molecular function: serine-type endopeptidase inhibitor activity. NCBI's taxonomy places the organism in Eukaryota, Metazoa, Arthropoda, Insecta, Coleoptera, Curculionidae.
UUAUAUAUUCCAUAGUUUUACGGAUUUAUAAAUGAAUCCUGCGAAUUUUGCUAUUGCUGUUGGACUCUGCAGCAAACGUGGUCCGCAUUCAAUUGAACAUGGAAGUAGAACUAAACGAUAAUCGCUGGUUUUUACCAUGUUUUUACUGUUCGGAGGAUCCCCGUACUUGCGUUGUACAAACCGGACCUUGACUAACUGGAUUUUACACUCAUCUCUUAUAGCCGGCUUAUCAAAAAGCCACAAAAAUAACGAAUUAGUAUUAGUGCGAAUUGUUUACAGAAUGUUGCUGUAUUUUGUGCUUGGAUUCUUGUUGAAUUCCGUUCUGUGUCAAAAUGUAACGAACGAAACAAAUGUUAACGUAGAUGAUAUAGAUGACUUUUAUCCAAAUAUACAGUGGUCUGACGCAUUUGACUGGAAACUAUUAAAGACUUUAUCUAAUGAAUCUAGCAAUGUUUUGAUCUCACCCCUUAGCUUAAGACUAGUUCUUGCUAUUUUGUAUGAAGGAUCCAGUGGUGCUACUCAAAGAGAGUUCGAAAGUGUGCUUCGAUUCACACAAAAAGACACUUUGCGCGAAGAGUUCAAAAGUUCCCUCGAUGCACUUCAAAAUAGUACAGACGGCGAAAAUGUUCUUAAAAUUUGCACUAGCUUAUUUUUGGAUAGCUCCGUGGAAGCAAAAGAGAAAUAUGCUGAGACGAUUAAACAGUAUUAUUAUACUGAUUUAGUGCCAUCUAAUUUUUCUGAUCCCGAAUCAGCCAGUUCUCAGAUUAACGCAUGGGUUGAAGAAGCCACUUUAGGGCUGGUGUCGCAUUUAACACAGCCAGAGGAUUUAGAUGCUAUGACACUGUUACUUGCCAAUGCUGUAUAUUUCAAAGGUAUUUGGAGGUAUAAAUUUCCAAAAGAAAAUACAAAGGUAGAUAAAUUUUAUGUGUCUCCAGAACAGGCUAUUUAUAUACCUUUUAUGACUAUAACUGAACAGUUCUUCUAUUAUGAAUCUUCUGUGUUAGAUGCCAAAAUUUUACGUUUGCCAUAUAAGAGUAGUAAUAUCUCAAUGUUUAUUGUGCUACCACUAUCAAAAGGAGGCUUACCAGAACUCAUCAGGAAAAUAAAUUUGGUAGAUCUUCACCGAGAGCUUUUCCAAAUGAACAAAAAACUAAUCCAAGUGUCAAUUCCAAAAUUCCAAUUUAAGUUUAAGGCUAGCUACUAUAACUUACUGAAAGACUAUGGUUUUCGAACAAUGUUUCAAAAUACCGCAAGUUUUACACAAAUCGUCAAAGGUCAUUCUAGUAUACUAAGAAAACUUGUUGUAUCAGAUAUAUUGCAGACUACCGGUAUACAAGUAGACGAGGAAGGAAGCAUAGCAUAUGCUGCCACAGAUGUGAUAGUUGGUAAUAAAAUUGGCGUACCUGACAGCACUUUUAACGCAAGUCAUCCUUUCUUAUUUUUCUUACAAGAAGACAAGGAAGGUACAGUAUUCUUUGUAGGAAAAAUAGAAAAUCCAUUGCAACAAGAACUGGAAAUACGAAGGAAUAAAAGUGAUGAACAGGAAAUAUAGCAGACGUUUAGUUUGUUGGGUAAAAAUGUUUAAAUGUGUGUCAAAAAUUCGCAUCAAUACGUAAACUUGAAUUUGAUUUUAUUAAUCAGAAAUUGAUGUACUUUUUAAUCGUAAUUUUAAGCUUCUAUACAGGGUCUUUAAAAUAAUAAUAUAUGUUGCUUUAUUUUAUUUACAGAUAUUUAUAGCAAAUGAAGACAUAUAAUUAUUAAUAUUUUAAAUAUUUUUUUAUGUUACUGUUAAAAUUAGAAAUAUAUUUUUUUUCGAUGA